UCAGGGGUCACGGCGGUGUAGGUAGUGGCGGGAAACGCUGUUUCAAGCGGGAUGGAUUUUAAGCGGCGACAGAGCCAGGGUUCUGGGGUGCCCCCGAAGCGGGUCCGAGGGGGCCUCUGGGAUGAGGAUGAGCCAUCCCAGUUCGAGGAGGACCUGGCUCUGCUGGAGGAGAUGGAGGCUGAGAACCCGCUGCAGGAGGAGGAGGAGCUGCAGCCAAUCCCGGAGGGCCCUUUGGAUGGACAGUUCUCCACAGCAGGCAUUGACCCUCGCUGGUUGCGCCCUCCUUUGCCCACCCUGAACCCCCAGAUGGAGCCCCUCAUCUUCCAGCAGCUGGAGAUUGACCACUACGUGGGCUCAGCAGCACCCCUACCAGGUGGGCUGCCAGCAUCCCAUAGCUCCAUACCUGUCCUCCGGGCCUUUGGGGUGACUGAUGAGGGCUGCUCUGUGUGCUGCCACAUCCAUGGUUUUGCACCCUACUUCUACACCCCUGCACCUCCUGGUUUCAGGACUGAGCAUCUGAAUGACCUACAGCGGGAGUUGAAUGGGGCCAUCAGCCGGGACCAGCGGGGUGGGAAGGAGCUGUCCGGACCGGCGGUGCUGGCCAUGGAGCUGUGUACUCGUGAGAGCAUGUUCGGGUACCAUGGGCAUGGCCCGUCUCCAUUCAUCCGCAUCACCCUGGCUCUUCCGCGCCUCAUGGCUCCCACCCGCCGCCUCCUAGAACAGGGCAUCCAUGUGCCAGGCCUGGGCACCCCGAGUUUUGCACCCUAUGAGGCCAACGUGGACUUCGAGAUCCGGUUCAUGGUAGAUGCGAACAUCGUGGGCUGCAACUGGCUGGAGCUCCCUGCUGGGAAGUACUUGCGGAGGGUGGAAAAGAUGGCUACCCUGUGUCAGCUGGAGGUGGAUGUGCUGUGGUCAGACGUGGUUAGUCACCCUCCAGAAGGACCAUGGCAGCGCAUCGCACCCCUGCGUGUGCUCAGCUUUGACAUUGAGUGUGCCGGCCGCAAAGGCAUCUUCCCCGAACCCGAGCGGGACCCGGUGAUUCAGAUCUGCUCACUGGGCCUGCGCUGGGGCGAGCCCGAGCCCUUCCUGCGCCUGGCACUCACACUGAGGACAUGCGCGCCCAUUUUGGGAGCCAAAGUGCAGAGCUACGACCAGGAAGAGGACCUGCUCCAGGCCUGGUCUAACUUUGUCCGUGCCAUGGACCCUGAUGUAAUCACUGGCUACAACAUCCAGAACUUCGACCUCCCGUACCUCAUUUCUCGGGCACAGACACUCAAGGUCGACCGCUUCCCUCUGCUGGGCCGAGUGACCGGCAUCCGCUCCAACAUCCGGGACUCCUCCUUCCAGUCCCGGCAGGUGGGCCGGCGGGACAGCAAGGUGGUCAGCAUGGUGGGCCGCGUUCAGAUGGACAUGCUACAGGUGCUGUUGCGGGAGUACAAGCUCCGGUCCUACACACUCAAUGCUGUGAGCUUCCACUUUCUGGGCGAGCAAAAGGAGGAUGUACAGCACAGCAUCAUCACUGACCUGCAGAAUGGGAACGAGCAGACGCGUCGCCGUCUGGCUGUGUACUGCCUGAAGGACGCCUUCCUGCCCCUGAGGCUGCUCGAGCGGCUCAUGGUGCUGGUGAACAAUGUGGAGAUGGCACGUGUCACUGGCGUGCCCCUUGGAUACCUGCUCACCCGAGGCCAGCAGGUCAAAGUCGUGUCCCAGCUGCUGCGCCAGGCCAUGCACCAGGGGCUGCUGAUGCCCGUGGUGAAGACGGAGGGUGGUGAGGACUAUACGGGAGCCACUGUCAUUGAGCCCCUCAAAGGGUACUAUGAUGUCCCCAUCGCCACCCUGGACUUCUCCUCUCUGUACCCAUCCAUCAUGAUGGCCCACAACCUGUGCUAUACCACGCUCCUGCGGCCUGGGGCUGCCCAAAAGCUAGGCCUGACCCCAGACGAGUUCAUCAAGACACCUACUGGGGAUGAGUUUGUAAAGUCGUCUGUGCGGAAGGGGCUGCUGCCCCAGAUCCUGGAGAACCUGCUCAGUGCCCGGAAGAGGGCCAAGGCAGAGCUGGCUCAGGAGACAGACCCCCUGCGACGGCAGGUCCUGGAUGGCCGGCAACUGGCGCUGAAGGUGAGCGCCAACUCUGUAUAUGGCUUCACCGGUGCCCAGGUGGGCAAGCUGCCAUGCCUGGAGAUCUCCCAGAGUGUCACCGGGUUCGGGCGUCAGAUGAUUGAGAAAACCAAGCAGCUGGUGGAGACCAAGUACACCGUGGAGAAUGGCUACAGCGCGGAUGCCAAGGUGGUCUAUGGUGACACCGACUCUGUCAUGUGCCGAUUUGGUGUCUCCUCUGUGGCGGAAGCGAUGUCCCUGGGGCGGGAGGCUGCAAACUGGGUGUCUAGUCACUUCCCGUCGCCCAUCCGGCUGGAGUUUGAGAAGGUCUACUUCCCCUACCUGCUCAUCAGCAAGAAACGCUAUGCUGGCCUGCUCUUCUCUUCCCGGCCAGACACCCAUGACCGAAUGGACUGCAAGGGCCUGGAGGCUGUGCGCAGGGACAACUGUCCCCUCGUGGCCAACCUGGUCACCUCUUCCCUGCGCCGCAUCCUUGUGGAUCGGGACCCCGAUGGUGCAGUGGCCCAUGCGAAGGAUGUCAUCUCAGACUUGUUAUGCAACCGCAUCGACAUCUCGCAGCUGGUCAUCACGAAGGAGCUGACCCGGGCUGCCGCUGACUAUGCGGGCAAGCAGGCACAUGUGGAGCUGGCAGAGAGGAUGAGGAAGCGCGACCCCGGCAGUGCGCCCAGCCUGGGUGACCGUGUUCCCUACGUGAUCAUAGGAGCUGCCAAGGGCGUGGCUGCGUAUAUGAAGUCCGAGGACCCCCUGUACGUGCUGGAGCACAGCCUGCCCAUUGACACGCAGUACUACCUGGAGCAGCAGCUGGCCAAGCCACUGCUGCGCAUCUUCGAGCCCAUCCUGGGCGAGGGCCGCGCGGAGGCCGUGCUGCUGCGUGGCGAUCACACGCGCUGUAAGACUGUGCUCACGGGCAAGGUUGGCGGCCUCCUGGCCUUUGCCAAGCGCCGCAACUGCUGCAUCGGCUGCCGCUCAGUGAUCAACCACCAGGGAGCCGUGUGCGAGUUCUGCAGAUCGCGGGAGUCGGAGCUCUAUCAGAAGGAGGUGUCACACCUGAACGCCCUGGAGGAGCGCUUCUCGCGCCUCUGGACACAGUGUCAGCGCUGCCAGGGCAGCCUGCACGAGGACGUCAUAUGCACCAGCCGGGACUGCCCCAUCUUCUACAUGCGCAAGAAGGUGCGCAAGGACCUGGAGGACCAGGAGCGGCUGCUGCAGCGCUUCGGGCCGCCGGGCCCCGAGGCCUGGUGAUGGGGUGGGGAAUAAAGUUCAGUUUUUGCUA
Molecule: messenger RNA, 3391 nt
Organism: Nannospalax galili (Upper Galilee mountains blind mole rat)
Lineage: Eukaryota; Metazoa; Chordata; Mammalia; Rodentia; Spalacidae
Gene: Pold1
Product: DNA polymerase delta 1, catalytic subunit
Exons: 27
Coding region: 52-3360 (1102 amino acids)
Biological process (GO): base-excision repair, gap-filling; DNA-templated DNA replication; nucleotide-excision repair, DNA gap filling
Cellular component (GO): delta DNA polymerase complex
Molecular function (GO): nucleotide binding; 3'-5'-DNA exonuclease activity; DNA-directed DNA polymerase activity
Source: RefSeq, a predicted model, not a curated record